UCGGCGCCGCCUGGCCGGGAGGGAAUGAAUGGGCGUUGAGGUAGGGGUGUGUCGGCUUUAGGGACUGACCUUAGGCGUCUGAGCGGCCGCAGCAUGGAGGACGACGCGCCGGUGAUUUACGGGCUGGAGUUCCAGGCACGUGCUCUUACACCUCAGACUGCAGAAACAGAUGCCAUUCGGUUUUUGGUUGGGACGCAGUCUCUUAAAUAUGAUAAUCAGAUCCACAUCAUAGAUUUUGACGACGAAAAUAACAUUAUAAAUAAAAAUGUCCUCCUGCAUCAAGUGGGUGAAAUCUGGCACAUUAGUGCCAGUCCUGCAGACAGAGGUGUGCUGGCCACCUGCUACAAUAACACUUCAGACAGCAAAGUCCUGACGUGUGCGGCUGUGUGGAGGAUGCCGAAGGAAUUGGAACCAGGCAGCCACGAGUCCCCUGACGAUUCAUCCAGCACUGCGCAUACCCUGGAGCUGCUCUGUCACCUUGACAACACAGCCCACGGCAGCAUGGCCUGUGUCGCUUGGGAGCCCACGGGAGACGGGAAGAAAGUCAUCUCCUUGGCGGAUAACCACAUCCUGCUGUGGGAUUUGCAGGAAAGCUCCAGCCAGGCCGUGCUGGCCAGUUCGGCGUCGCUGGAAGGGAAGGGCCAGCUGAAGUUCACCUCGGGACGGUGGAGCCCGCAUCACAACUGCACCCAGGUGGCCACAGCGAACGACACAGCUGUCCGAGGGUGGGACACGCGGAGCAUGAGCCAGAUAUACUGCAUAGAGAACGCCCACGGGCAGCUGGUGCGGGACCUCGACUUCAACCCCAACAAGCAGUACUACUUAGCCAGCUGUGGGGACGACUGCAAGGUGAAGUUCUGGGACACCCGGAACGUCACUGAGCCUGUGAAGACCCUGGAGGAGCAUUCCCACUGGGUGUGGAGUGUCCGCUACAACCACUCACACGACCAGCUCGUCCUCACCGGCAGCAGUGACAGCAGGGUCAUCCUUUCCAACAUGGUGUCCAUCUCCUCCGAGCCCUUCGGCCAUCUGGUGGAUGACGACGACCUGAGUGACCAGGAGGAGCGCCGUCCGGAGGAGAAGAGUCAGGAGCCCCCGCAGGACAGCGUCAUCGCGACCUACGAGGAGCAUGAGGACAGCGUGUAUGCCGUGGACUGGUCCUCGGCCGACCCCUGGCUCUUCGCCUCCCUGAGUUACGAUGGGAGGCUGGUCAUCAACAGGGUGCCCAGGGCUCUGAAGUAUCACAUACUGCUCUGACCCGCCCGGUUCAUCCUCAGGCGGGGCUCGGGGACAGGCCACUGUUUGGAGGCAGGCGGUUUGCCAGCUGGCUCCCUCUCCGGGAGAACCAGCAUUGCCGUCCUCUAGCACCAGUGUCUAUGAGUGAUGGUGGAGCUCCUGCCGACUGCACACCGGACACCUUCGUUGUCUCCCCCGGCUCCACGUGGAAGCAUCGUCCUCCACACCGUGCUGGGGCUGUGGCCCUGUUGCUACGUGACUUGGUGCCUGCCUAGUCGCUGCUUACUUUCUCUUCUCUCCUUUCAGGAUGUUGUGAGUUUCACUUCAAAAAUAAAAUCUGUUUCCAUAAAUUAACUUACCUUUCUCUUGAGAUUAAACAUGAAAUAAACGAGUAAGACACUGCU
This is a messenger RNA of Equus quagga, 1640 nucleotides long. It is a transcript of the gene EIPR1, whose product is annotated as EARP complex and GARP complex interacting protein 1. Gene Ontology annotation, molecular function: protein binding. The transcript has 9 exons. NCBI's taxonomy places the organism in Eukaryota, Metazoa, Chordata, Mammalia, Perissodactyla, Equidae. Gene Ontology annotation, biological process: protein ubiquitination. The record is from RefSeq and is a predicted model, not a curated record. Bases 94 to 1257 code for a protein of 387 amino acids.